Gregarina niphandrodes is the source of this 1095-nucleotide messenger RNA. Its product is annotated as alpha/beta hydrolase fold protein. Gene Ontology annotation, molecular function: hydrolase activity. NCBI's taxonomy places the organism in Eukaryota, Apicomplexa, Conoidasida, Eugregarinorida, Gregarinidae. The transcript has a single exon. The coding region runs from base 1 to 1095 and encodes 364 amino acids. The record is from RefSeq and is a predicted model, not a curated record.
AUGAAUCACUUGUUGGUUUCGCUGGACAGGACAAAGCGCUGCGCACCGCGACCGAACCCGUUACCGCCGAUGAAGGCUGAAGACAUGCCCGUUGUUCGGGCGGAACGAGCGGUGGAGCCGGGUCGGGCUCGAGACCCUCGGUGCCAGGACUACUGCAUUGAGUUGAAGCACGAGUGGACCGUGGGACACAAGACUUUGUGGUUACGUGUAAUGCCGAGUAAGGGUGAGUGCAAGGGAGUGAUGGUUUACGUCCAUGGCGGAGGCUUUGUAUUCGGCGCGAAGGACGAGGAAGAUAAGGCACUAGGACUAGUCAGUGUGGACGGCAGUUUAAUGGUAGUGUCAGUUGGGUACCGUUUGGCACCGGAGCACCCUCACCCUACUCAGCAGGAGGAUGUGACUAGUGCAUUGCAUUGGUUGUCGACGUUUGCUGGGAGGCAGUUUAUGGUGCAGCAUAACCGGAACCGCGACCCGGAAAGUCCGAAAGAAAUUCGCCUUGUGGUGGAUACCGAGCUCAAAGCUGAGAACCAAGAUCCCGAUACGCCCACGUGGGUCAACAAAGUUUUAAUCUCGGGAGAGUCGGCCGGCGCCUACUUAGCUGCUCAAUCUGUUGCCAAUCUCUAUUCCCGCUUCAAUAUUGCUGAUUUUAUCAAGGGGUCCUGUCUCAUGUACGGCUGCUACAACACAGACCGCUCGCCCUCUAGCUAUGACGUCCCUGACCACAUACCUCUCGCGCCAUACGACAUGGAACUCUUCCUAGAUCUCACCUUCACCAAAGAACAAAGAGCUUCCAGAGACCCCAGUAUCAACGCCCUAUACAACCCAUAUUUACGGGAAACCAUUGUUAACGGAACCAACAAGGUACUCAUCAUUGCUGGCACCAACGAUAUACUCUACGACGAUUCCGCAUUCUUCUUCAUGAAACUUGCCAAGUUCGUGCAAAAUGCAAAAAACGGCAUAGAUGGAAAGGAAGAAGAAGGUCCUGUUCCGGACGUAGAGUUCCGAGCUGUCCAUGGCGAAAGUCAUGCGUGCUUCGACAGAAGCGAGUCGUUUGCAAAAAUUGUGCAGCAAUGGAUCAAAAGAGCGAUUAGCUGUUAG